AAUAUAUAUCCCACUACUCAACACUCCAUAAUUUAAUAUCUCUUCACUAAUCUUCUCUUCUCUUACAUUUUCUUUGUUCUCCUUCUUAUUUCUUCUGCAAAUGUUAGCAAAAUUCAAGAAUCCUUUUGAGCUGCUUAUUAUAAGAUCUCAAGCUUCAAAAAUGGGUCUUGUUGGGUUGCAAACACUUAUGGAAAUAUCAUCACAAUCAAACCCAAAAUCAAAUAUUGUCAUAAAAUCUUCAAUUAGAAAACCAAAUCAUCAGCAUCAUCAACCCGGGAUUAAAUCUUGCUAUCUCAAAACUUGUUACUUGUGUAACAAGAUUCUGAGUCCAGACAAAGAUAUCUACAUGUAUAGAGGUGAUGAAGGAUAUUGCAGCAUAGAGUGCAGAAAUAGGCAAAUUGCAUUGGAUGAAAUGAGAGAAUUAGAGGAAUCAGUCAAGAAAAUGAGAAAAUCUUAUAAUUCUAGUGGGCACUGCACUAAUUCUGCUGGCAGAAAUGAAACUCGGCUACUCCUCGAAGAUCUUGUCCGAAGACAUAACCCAGUAGUUGCUCAUGAUCAUCAUCAAAAUCAUUGGGCAAUAGUUUCAUAGUUAUAAUUAAUAAAUAUAACUUACAUUAUUGCCCACACGGGUUUGGUACUCUAGUGGUUGCUGAUUCAAAUUCCGGCUGCUCCUUUUCUAAAAUGUGGAAUGGUUAAGACUAAGUUGCUGGCCAGUAUAGCUUGAAUUUAUCAGAUAUGUGGGAUUGCGGGCAGUUCAUAUUCCUAAUUUAACAGUGAUCUCAAACUUCGGUUUGGAGAAGUGAAUCCUUGUUAAAAAUACAUAUAACCUAUGUUAUUAAUUUUCUUUAAUUUGCUUAGUUAGUUCCUUUUCUGACUGGUACUACAGACAGAAAUUGUAUGAGAUAAUGCAAACCACAAAGGAAAUUGACUAGUGGGGAUAUUUUAUUUUGCUAUAAAUGACAAGAUAAAGAGAAGAUAUUUGAUCUAA
Messenger RNA from Mercurialis annua (annual mercury), 988 nucleotides. Its product is annotated as FCS-Like Zinc finger 17-like. Bases 101 to 589 code for a protein of 162 amino acids. The record is from RefSeq and is a predicted model, not a curated record. NCBI's taxonomy places the organism in Eukaryota, Viridiplantae, Streptophyta, Magnoliopsida, Malpighiales, Euphorbiaceae. The transcript has 2 exons.